Mycena citricolor is the source of this 5389-nucleotide messenger RNA. NCBI's taxonomy places the organism in Eukaryota, Fungi, Basidiomycota, Agaricomycetes, Agaricales, Mycenaceae. The record is from the annotation of a GenBank genome assembly.
AAAACUUCCACAGUUCUUUUGCACAUGGAAUGUAGAAUGGGUUUUCACAUUCCAAGGCCGGUGCUUUUGCGCGUCCGCUCUCGCGGACAUACAGGAAGAAACGGAACAUUGGGCGAUGAAUGGUAAGUAUUUAUCGCGACAGCAAUCCAGUCAGAUAAUUGAGAGUUACAUACGACCUGAAUGUCGAUGAAGUUGCGCGUGCCGUACGCGCGGAAAACUCGUCCGUUCUAGGUUGCUUGCCGUGAAGGGAUGGUAGCCUAGAGUCAGAUGUGGAGACCGCGCACACUUCCUAGUACCAGGAAGGUUGACUUGUAUCAUGACCGUAACAGUCGCCACACGCACAAGGAGACGCAAGGAUCUAGGCUGACAGUCUAGCAAGAUUUGUGACAACGAAUGCAGAUGAGAGCCACGGAACGCCACGGAGGAGAAGGACAAGACGAAUUAGGUGAUUGUUCAUGUAAGAAUCAUCUUGAGAGGGUGAAUGGAGAGAAGGAGAAGACAUGAAAGGGUCUGUUGAGCAGGACGAUAAGUACUGAGAGGACUCGGAGUAGGAACGAAGAGAGAUGGGCACAUGAAAUCAAGGACAAACAUGGUGGCACAGCAAAGUUGCGACCACGUCCUCCAAAACCACCAUCAACGAUGUCGCUCUCCAUGGCGUUCUCGAAGAAGGAGGACGAGAGCGGAUUGAGCUCUUACUACAACAAUAAGACGACCAUCGUCCAGGAAGCUCGCGUUUUCAACGAAUCUCCCAUCAGCCCUCGCAAAUGUCGUAGUCUCUUGACGCGCAUCGUGUACCUACUCUACGUCGGCGAGACAUUCGGAACCCAGGAGGCGACGACUCUCUUCUUUGGAACUACAAAGCUCUUCCAGCACAAAGAUGCCGCCUUGCGGCAGGCCGUAUACCUGGCGAUCAAAGAGCUUGCGACGACUGCUGAGGACGUGAUUAUGGUGACCAGCAGUAUCAUGAAGGAUAUGCAACCGAACUCGGAGGUCAUCUACCGUCCCAAUGCCAUCCGCGCGCUCUGCCGCAUCAUCGACCCCUCUAUGGCUCAAGGUGUCGAGCGUUUCUUUAAGGCUGCGAUGGUAGACCGUAACCCGGCCAUCUCCACCGCGGCUCUGGUGUCUGCAUACCAUCUCUUCCCGCACGCCAAGGACGUCAUCAAGCGUUGGGUGAACGAGGCACAGGAAGCCGUGAACACGAAAUCAGGAGGCUAUUUUGGAAACCCGGUCUCUACUUCAUCUUCGUUCUUCGGUGGAAGCAGCAGCCAGAGCAGUGCUCAGACUAUCGCGUCGACCAGUAAUAUAGCGCAGUACCAUGCUCUCGGACUGCUCUACCUCAUCCGCCAACAGGAUCGUAUGGCUGUGACCAAGAUGAUCCAACAGCUUGGAGGCGGUAAAUCUGGAUCUGGAACCACGCUGAAGAACGCGAUGGCAUUGUGUAUGCUCAUCCGGUAUGCUGCGAAAGUCAUGGAAGAGGAUCCCAAUGUCCAACGGCAAAUGGUCGAACUGCUCGAGGGAUGGCUCAGGCACAAGAGCGACAUGGUCAACUUUGAAGCUGCGCGCGUCAUCUGCGACAUGAGAGGCGUUACCGCUGCCCAGUUGGCCAAGCCCGUUGCAGGUCAGGCCAAAGUCACGAAAACCACUUCGAUCACUGAACCCUCCUCAGUUCUGCAGCUCUUCCUCUCUUCUCCUAAACCUGUACUCAAGUUUGCUGCCACGCGUACUUUGGCUGCUCUGGCUCUAUCUCACCCCGCAAGCGUGGCCACGUGCAAUGUCGACUUGGAGACCCUCAUUUCUGACCCUAACAGGAGUGUUGCAACGUAUGCGAUCACAACAUUGCUCAAGACUGGUAACGAAGCCUCUGUGGACCGCCUGAUCAAACAAAUCUCGACAUUCAUGCCCGAGAUCUCCGACGAGUUCAAGGUCAUCAUUGUGGAUGCUAUCCGUUCCCUCUGCCUCAAAUUCCCCAGCAAACACGCUGCGAUGCUUUCGUUCUUGUCCGGCAUCCUCCGGGACGAAGGCGGGUACGACUUCAAGCGUGCUGUUGUCGAGGCCAUAUUCGAUAUGAUCAAAUCCAUCCCCGAAUCCAAGGAGCAGGCGCUCUCUCAUCUGUGCGAGUUCAUCGAGGAUUGCGAAUUCACCAAGUUGUCUGUCCGAAUCUUGCACCUCCUUGGCAUCGAGGGUCCCAAGUCUUCAAACCCGACGAAGUACAUCCGGUUCAUCUACAACCGGGUUGUGCUGGAGAACGCGACCGUUCGGGCCGCCGCUGUGUCUAGUCUGGCCAAGUUCGGAGUCAGCACCAGCGAUGCCAAACUCAACUACAGUGUCGAAAUCCUGCUCAACAGGUGCCUGGAUGAUGUGGACGAUGAAGUUCGUGAUCGAGCAGCCUUGUAUGUCAAAGCUUCCAAGACGGAGAGUCUGGUGCAACCCUAUCUCAAAGAGGAAUCCGUCUUUUCCUUGGCCACCCUCGAGGCAAAACUUGUCUCGUAUGUCAAGGACCCAUCGUCGUCUGCCCAGCCUUUCGAUGUUUCGGGGAUCCCUAAAAUUAGUCGAGCCCAGGCUGCUGCUGACGCUGCCAGACCAAGCUCCUUGGAGACGAUCGGUGUGCCUGCUGCCCAGAAGACAUCAGCAGCACCGCCUCCUCCGACAGCCGCUGAAACGCAGUCCGCCUAUGUUGACCAGCUCGCUGCCGUGCCCUCAUUCGCGACUUACGGUGCUGUGCUCAACAGUAGCGCCCGGCCUGUGCAGCUCACCGAGAGCGAGACGGAGUACCAAGUCACCUGCGUCAAGCACAUCUUUACAGAGCAUAUCGUCUUCCAGUUCAAUGUGUCGAACACUCUGCCCGAUACUGUUCUGGAACAGGUCACGAUCAACAUGCAAUCUGAAGACUCGGGUCUGACACAGGACUUCAUUCUCCCUAUCCCUAGUCUGACGGCGGCCACUUCUCCUGGGAUCUGUUAUGUGUCCUUCACGCGCGACGAUCCUGAAGAGUACGCCGUCGCCUCGUUCCAGUGCACACUGCAGUUCGUCAGCAAGGAACUCGACCCAACCACUGGGGAACCGGAAGAGGAGGGUUAUCCGGACGAGUACCAGAUCGAGGAGGUCGAGGUCAGCGCUGGUGGCGACUACAUCGUUCCGUCGUAUGCUUCGUUCGGCGCAGAAUGGGAUCGCCUCAAAGCCGGUCCAAGCGUCACGGAAACUUUUGGUUUGGGCACAUCGGUGGAUGGACUCAAAGCUGCUUGCGAGUCCAUUAUCGAGGUGUUGAAUAUGGAACCGCUAGGUGGAACGGAGAUCCCCACUUCCAACUCCGUACACACCUUGCAGUUGUCAGGACUCGUCACCGGCGGCGGAGGGAAGGUGCUUGUCCGCUGCCGUAUGACCUUUUCACCGGGCGUCGGGGUCACUCUCGAGCUCGGCGUCCGCGCCGAAAAACAGGACGUUUGCCAACUGGUCGUCAGUGCCGUUGGAGGUUAAUCAAUGCACACUUUACUCGUUACAUACAGUAUUUAUCUGGUUUCUGCUGGAGCACACGCGAAUGUUUACAAGUCAGGCAUUGGCGCUGCGAAUGGGUCCUCGGAUUCGUCCAUCUGUAAUGGGCCGCCAAGAAGGGCAUCUGUGCUAUCAAGCUGCGUAAGGUCAUGGGCUGAUUCCAGUCCCAAUCCGUCGGGACCAAGCACCGACAUAUCCAACAUGCUGUCCCCGGCCAAAUCGACUCCCUGGUCCAUCUGCCCCAUGGCGUCUUCCAUCGUCUGCAGACUCGGCUCGAGAUCAUCAUUUUCUAUGCCCUCUUCGACCAUCGGCUGCAACUCCAUCGAGAGUUGAGGCUUGGGAGAUGCAGGUUUCGACUGCGGCUCUUCCUCCACCGGCGGGGCGACUACAACUGUCGUCUCCGGCAACGCAGCUACAACGACGGGUGUGUCCUCCUGCUCGUCCUCGUCUCCCUCGACCACGUCCGCUUCGCCCUCGUCAGGUAGGGGCGCGAGCGGCUCGUCGGCCUCGCCCUCGUCGUCGCUGAAGUGCUACAGCGCAGGAAACAAGCGUGUGAGCGCGGGGAGCAGGAAUGGACCAGGGGCAGCAGGGGCGUACCUGCGGUUUGGAUGAUCUGACCCACUUGUACACGCGUAUCGUGCUGCUGCUGUUGGUGGGCGCAGUGAUGUCUGCGGUGGUCCAGACUUUUUCCCAGGAUUGGACGGGUUGCAUGAGCUGUCUCCGUGCUGCCUCCGUGGUGGCCGUGCUGACACCUAUUCUGCGUCGUGUUGACAUAGUCGGUCUGAGGGAGGUACUUAGAGACAAAGUGAGAUGCCAACGGAGAUGAAGAUGCGCGCCCACGUGACUCCAUCAAAUAUACACAGCCGCGAAGUCCCUGCCUGAGGCCGACAACGUCAAGAUUCGAUGCCUCCUCCACCUAACCCACCAGAGCCUGAAUGGCCACUGCCCAAAUUCAACAUCCGGGUCGAGGAUCUCUCCCAUCCCGGAGCUAAUAUAUUCUUCGAGUCGGUGCAUCCGCUAACAGCCCUGCGCAUGGCUGCCACCGCGAGCUUCAAAUGGCUAUACGGCAGCCUCGAAUUAGCGCCUACCAACGUCGAGUCGAUCCUGCUCGUCCUGCGCCCGAUGCCGGGCGUGGCGCACACCUUCGGCUCCCGCACGGAGAAGGAGAUCCACUUCUCGCUCGACCAUAUCGUCAACAGCGCCGCGCGCGCGAGACACGAGAUUAUGGGCGUGCUCGUGCACGAGGUCGUGCACUGCUAUCAGUACAACGCCAAGGACACCGCCCCGGGGGGCCUCAUCGAGGGUGUCGCAGACUACGUCCGUCUGCAUUGCGAUCUGGCACCCCCUCACUGGAAGCGGUCUCCCUCCCGCGAGGAUCCGUGGGACGCGGGAUACCAGACGACCGCGUUCUUCCUGGACUGGAUCGAGCAGAGAUCACGGCCGGGCACGAUACGCGAUUUGAAUGGAGCGCUGAAAGACGCAGAAUGGGAUCCUGCUCUGUUUGAACGCCUGGGAGGGGCUCCGGUCAAGAAACUCUGGGCCCAAUACAAGCGCGAGGUCACCGGGGAGGAGGACGAGAGUGAUGUCACUGACGAAGGCUUUACUUUGGUCCCAAGUUACAACCCGGUGUACGUGUAGACUAAGGGCAGAACUUGACACAUUCAAUCAAGAGAUCGGUUAAGCAUAGAUGAGCCAUAACGUUCUGAUCGAGUACACUUGAGAGUCUGAACAUGUGGGGUGCAUUUCCAGAAAAAGAAGCUAAAAUCAAGCAAAGUACAAGGUGUAGGUAGCAAAACGUGAUUGGAGUGGGAUUCGAACCCACGCCCUUUCGGACUAGAUUGCCAAUGGCAAGUUGUGCUCGCAGAUGCGAGUUAAUCCUUAGUCUAGCGCCUUAGACCGC